AUGGCCGACAACGCCUCGGCUUUGGCCGAUGCCAAGGGCCGCAACAGCGAUGUCGAACACGUUGAGCAGGACCUUCACAAGCCUCAUGUUGAGGGCGAGGACGUUCAACAGCAGCACCCGGAGAUUUACCUCGAGGCCCUAGCGCGGUAUCCGAACGAUGAGUCUAUCGACCAGGCCGAGGAGAAAAGGCUCGUCCGCAAGUUGGACAUGCGAAUAAUUCCUUUGCUGGGAAUCUGCUACUUUUUCUACUAUGUCGACAAGACCACACUAUCAUACGCUGCCAUCUUCGGACUUAAAGAAGGUCUCGACCUCAAAGGCGACGAGUACUCUUGGCUGUCAAGCAGUUUCUACUUCGGUUGGCUUGUCUGGGCUAUCCCUUCCAACCUGAUAAUGCAGCGCUGCCGUCCUGCAUGGUACCUGUCCUUCAACAUCUUCAUGUGGGGUGCCCUCCUCAUGGCCCAAGCCGCCGCGAAGAACUUUGCCGGGCUCCUAUCACUCCGAAUUCUUUCAGGAGCCUUCGAGGCUAUUGCUGACCCUGCAUUUAUGCUUAUAACUUCUAUGUAUUACACGAGAAGCGAACAGCCGUCGAGAAUUUCGGCGUGGUAUGCCUGGAACGGCAUCGGAGUUGCCGGCGGAGGUCUUAUCGGCUACGGUAUUGGUAACAUCAAAGGCGCCCUGGCAUCAUGGCGCUACGAGUUCUUGGUUGUCGGCGCAUUUUGCUCCUUCUGGGCCAUCAUCCUCGUCCUCUGCCUCCCCAACUCCCCACGCACGAUCUGGGGCUUCACUCAUGAAGAGAAGCUUAUUAUGAUCGCCCGAAUGCGCCGCAACCAGACAGGUAUCGAGCAGCGCAAAAUCAACUGGGGCCAGAUCAAGGAGGCCUUCCUCGACUACAAGACCUGGCUCUUCACGUUGCUGGGUUUCAUGGCCAACAUCCCCAACGGCGGCAUCUCCAACUUUUCCACCCUGGUCAUUAAAGGCCUUGGCUUCGGGACGCUCGAGACGGCUCUACUUGGCAUUCCCCAAGGCGCGCUUGUCGUCAUUUGGAUCGGUCUUGGUGCCUUGGCGAACAAGUACCUGCCCCCCAACAGCCGAACGCUUGUCUGCGCUUUAUUCAUGCUGCCCACCAUCGGAGGCGCUCUUGGCUUCCUUCUGGCGCCGGCUAAUGCUUACGUUGGCCGCUUGAUUUGCUUUUAUCUUACCGGCUCUUACCAGGCGUCCUUCGUUCUAUCUCUUUCUCUCAUCACCUCAAACACUGGUGGGCAGUCCAAGAAGAUGAUUGUUUCCGGAAUGAUCUGGUUCGGCGCUUGCAUCGGUAACAUUGCUAGCCCAUUCUUCUACAAGACCAACCAAGCUCCUUCAUACCACCUUGGCAUCGGCUCGCUUCUGGUUGCAAACUGCAUUGAGUUCUGUCUCUUCUUCGUCUUCCGCUAUGCCUUUAUCUGGGAGAACAAGCGCAAGGAGAAGCAGCGCGAGGCGUUGCGUGCAAGCGGCAACUACAUUGCCGACGAGCUGAAUGCUACUGCUUUCACAGAUAUGACGGACAAGGAGAACCCUAACUUUAUUUAUGUCUAUUAG
Colletotrichum truncatum is the source of this 1575-nucleotide messenger RNA. Its product is annotated as MFS allantoate transporter. Gene Ontology annotation, biological process: transmembrane transport. Gene Ontology annotation, molecular function: transmembrane transporter activity. NCBI's taxonomy places the organism in Eukaryota, Fungi, Ascomycota, Sordariomycetes, Glomerellales, Glomerellaceae. The record is from RefSeq and is a predicted model, not a curated record. Gene Ontology annotation, cellular component: membrane.